Molecule: messenger RNA, 437 nt
Organism: Solea senegalensis (Senegalese sole)
Lineage: Eukaryota; Metazoa; Chordata; Actinopteri; Pleuronectiformes; Soleidae
Product: cAMP-specific 3',5'-cyclic phosphodiesterase 4D
Exons: 3
Coding region: 150-437 (95 amino acids)
Source: RefSeq, a predicted model, not a curated record
ACACACCAGACACUCGAGUUUGUUUUGGUUUCCCCCCCUGAUAGUGAGCGAGUCUCACAGAGCACACAGGACGCGCUGUACGGUGGCUGGCGGUGGAUAAAUAAACUCUCCCUGGAACUUCCUCGUAAAGAAAGAAAGUUGAACACACCAUGCAAAAGGAUGAUCCGUCCGGGGAGGACAGCCAGCAGGAUAGUGUGUCGGAGGAUUCAUCCAUCUCCCCAGAGCCGGAGCCGGCCAUAUGCAUGGAGCCCUUCCUGGUACGGAGGCGGUCUUCGCGUACAGUCCAGUUGCCCCCUCUGGCCUUCAGACAGGCAGAGCAGUACUACUUGGAUCGGAAGCAGGAGUCAGACACGGUCACGGUUCCACCACGGCCCACCACACUGCCACUACGCAUCCCACCACUCAUCGCCAUCACCUCUGCUGACACGAGCAGGUAA